AUGACCCUUCACGGUAUCGGUAUCCUCAUUACGGCUGUGGCCAUGGUAUCUAUGAUACCCAUGGUAGCGGCCAAGAUGGCGCAGUCGACUAAUGUCAACAUUCUCUUCCCGGGCCUGCAUGGUAUGAACAUGAACGACGUCGAAGGAAGUGUCGUGAGUGCCGAUGCCACAGCCACCACGAUUCAGAUUGACUGCCGAUCUAGCGCGACCAGUCAAUGUACCUCUUCCGGUUAUCUCUUACCCCAGACUCUCACUGCCGGUCCGUCCUUCCAGGACUUCCAUUACGAUGUCACCAGCUUUUGGAACAAAACUAUCUAUAUCGUCACUGGGACUUUGGACUGCAACGUCACCGGGUCUACGCUCGGUGCCUCUUGCUACUUCUCGACCAGCACAUGGAUCUCCAGCGGCACGAACAGCAACUCCUCGGUAUUCGCUACGACUGCCUCCAUAUCUUCGUUCAACUUGAAGUACAACACCUUGGCGGUGUCAUCGGGCUUGGAGAACCUUCCCACCGCAACUGCUGCCACGAACGCGUCCCCAGGCCAUACAGGGACAUCAACAUCCACUCCAACUACAACCACUGCAAUGACACCAGAACAUCACUCGUCCUCAGAGGCCUGGAUCGCGGGCCCGGUGGUCGGCGCCGUUGCUGGCUUGGCUCUGGCUGCAGCGGCGGUGUUUUGGUUCGUCAGUCGCAGGCGUAAGAGCAAUGCAGAUCCUGUCUACUGGAAUACAACAGAAGGAGCGCCAGAGAUCUCAGAGCACCAGGCAUAUUUACCAGCGCAGAAUGCUCAAAUUGGAGAGCUUCCAGCGAAGAGUGUGCCAGCAGAAUUAUCAGCUCCACAAAAACCCCAUGAGAUGCAGUGA
Molecule: messenger RNA, 867 nt
Organism: Penicillium waksmanii
Lineage: Eukaryota; Fungi; Ascomycota; Eurotiomycetes; Eurotiales; Aspergillaceae
Exons: 1
Coding region: 1-867 (288 amino acids)
Source: RefSeq, a predicted model, not a curated record